AACAUUGGUGAUUGGAUUAUAGACGAGCCCGAGAGAACAUUCAAAAGAAAUAAUAAUUGCCGGUUGCUUUUACUGCAUGGGACCAAAAAUAAACACCGUUUACAUUGUUACAAAUAUUCAGAGUGAAGGGGAUAUUAUGCUGAGAAAGGCCCAUCAUUUUUUUUUUGUUUUUUAUAUGUCUUCUAAUCUGCCUGCAAUUGUUGAGUGUUUUGACAGUGAAAACGGAGGACUGGGUGAUAUGAAACCCAACGAAAACCACAAGCAUGUUGUGUGCAGAGAGAAAAGAGAAGAGAGAAAAAAGAGACUGCAGCAGCGAGAAAAUUGAAAAUUAGGCUCCACGGGCUCUCGGGUUUUCCGCGUGUCCUUCGUCGAGGUUUGAGUCGAGAUGGGGAGCAAAGCCCUGCACGCUCCGAUCCCCCUGCACCCGGCGCUCCAGCUCACUAACUACUCCUUCCUGCAGGCCUUCAACACUUUCCCCGCUGACCAGCUGCAGGGGCUGUACGGCCUCAGCGCGGUGCAAACCAUGCACAUGAACCACUGGACUCUUGGUUACCCACACAUUCAAGGACUGAGGUCGACGAUCACGGAGAUGGCAGCCGCGCAGGGUCUGGUCGACCCCAGGAUCCCCUUCCCAGCGAUUCCCUUCUCAGCCGCGGCGCAGCUCUUCCAUCCAAAGCAAGCGGCCGCUGGGCACGGCAUCCCCUCGCUGCACAAGGACAGGCCGCGGUUUGACUUCGCCAACCUGGCCCUCGCUGCCACACAGGAGGACCCGCCGAAAGCUGCGGAUCUGGCCAAGUUGGCGUCAGGACUAGGGGGGACCAUCUCCGAGCUGAGUAAGCUGUCCCCGGAAAGAAAACCCACGCGGGGCAGACUGCCGUCCAAAACUAAAAAGGAAUUUAUUUGCAAGUUCUGCGGCAGGCAUUUCACCAAGUCCUACAACCUCCUCAUCCACGAGAGGACCCACACAGACGAGCGGCCGUACACCUGUGACAUUUGCCACAAGGCUUUCAGAAGACAAGACCAUCUCAGAGACCACAGAUACAUCCACUCCAAGGAAAAACCUUUCAAAUGUCAAGAGUGUGGGAAAGGAUUCUGUCAGUCUCGAACUCUAGCCGUCCAUAAAACCUUACAUAUGCAGGAGUCUCCCCACAAAUGCCCCACAUGCGGAAGAACCUUUAAUCAAAGAAGUAACCUGAAAACUCACCUUCUCACCCAUACAGACAUCAAGCCCUACAGCUGUGGCCGCUGCGGAAAGGUGUUUCGGCGCAACUGUGACUUGCGACGGCACAGUUUGACGCACAGCCCACAUCAGGACUACUAGGCUGGACAGACUAAAAAAAAUAACAAAGGACAAAACGCAGGAAGACAAGUCACGCCACCGUUCUUCCUAUUCCUAUCCCCCCAACCUCCACCUCCACCUCCACGUUUUACCCUUGUUGUUCAAAGACAGUCUCCAAAUCAUGGACACGUUUACUGACGCGCGUUUGGAGUUUGCUUGCACCUGAAGUGGGACAACAGCGGAGCCGAGACCACGUCCAGCUCCCAAAACCACCUGUAAAUACCAUGUACAUAAUGUCCUUGUUUUUUUGUUUUUCUUUUUUUUCUUUUCUGAUCCUGAAAUUAUAAAAGUUGUCAAAACUGUCAUAAGUUUAAACUAUGUUAAAGUGUAUUUUAGAAAAAAUAAAUAUUUCCAUGAUA
Molecule: messenger RNA, 1698 nt
Organism: Solea senegalensis (Senegalese sole)
Lineage: Eukaryota; Metazoa; Chordata; Actinopteri; Pleuronectiformes; Soleidae
Gene: osr2
Product: odd-skipped related transciption factor 2
Exons: 4
Coding region: 386-1321 (311 amino acids)
Biological process (GO): regulation of transcription by RNA polymerase II; urogenital system development; embryo development
Cellular component (GO): nucleus
Molecular function (GO): DNA-binding transcription factor activity, RNA polymerase II-specific; RNA polymerase II transcription regulatory region sequence-specific DNA binding
Source: RefSeq, a predicted model, not a curated record